Purpureocillium takamizusanense is the source of this 1576-nucleotide messenger RNA. RefSeq lists its product as uncharacterized. The transcript has a single exon. The coding region runs from base 1 to 1485 and encodes 494 amino acids. The record is from RefSeq and is a predicted model, not a curated record. Lineage: Eukaryota; Fungi; Ascomycota; Sordariomycetes; Hypocreales; Ophiocordycipitaceae.
AUGACGACAAUCCAUGGGGCUAUCAGUGGUUUGCAAAUGAAUCUCAACAACAUCAGCCAAGAGAUGAAUUCGCGAAACAAAACAUUCGAAGAUGCUCAGGUCAGCAAUGGCAAAGCUCAAGAACAGCUUCGCAAGCGCCUGGACACCUCGCAGAGCGACCUGGUCACAAUGCGUCAACAGAUAGAGAACCUCAUCAAUGAAUGGAUCAAGCAGUCCCAAUCCAAUAACAACCCUUCUGGAUCCGAGAUGAACAUAAAGAACGAGUUCAACGAGCGCGGUGACACGAUAAACCUCCUGGAACGAGAAUUCCAUGCAUUCGCGGAGACAGCGUCAUCGAAUAUGGCAGCCCUUGCUGAAAAAGCUUUCAACAACGAGAAAAAUGCGCACGCCGAGAUACGAGACGCAAUCACGUCAUUCAAACGAUCUCUAGAGAAGGGUUUCAAGGUAGCCCAGGAUGAGUCGGAAAAAUGCCUCCGCCACACCCAAACCGCCAUGGCAGCUUUCGGUGGUCAAUUGCGUGCUGUCAGUGACCAGGUAGAGGCCAGGUUCUGCGCAUCGGAAGACAAAACCGCCAACAGCACUUCGCAAUUAGCGGGACACGAGCUCACACCCUCACUUCAGGAAAGAAUCCGCGAUCUUGAAGGCCAACUUAGGGCGGCUGCCUCAUUGCGCGAGCGGUGGCAGCAUGACAUCCGGAAAGUUGAUAUGCUGAAAUCUCAACUGAGAAGUAUUGAAGACCGGGUCCCUCAAGUUCAGGACGUGGGCAUCACUGUGGAACGAAUUGCUGAAGUAAAUCGACUCCUUCACUCUACAGCACGAUACUUGGCCGAGGAGAGACUCUGGGUUCAGAAGCACCGUGACCACGUCGAUGCUCAUAGCAAUACCGGAACAGCAGUCCAAGUGGUUGACCAGCCGAGCCAAAUGACAUCGGAUUCUGGAGACGGCUCAUUGAUACCAAAUAUCGGAACUAGUCUCAUUCUGGGCGAUGUGCCUUGUCUCGAAGUCCCUCUCACUCGCAAGGUCCCUAUGGAACACAGCAGCGUUGCCAGACCAAUCGCCCUUGCGGCCCCAUCCGUUGAACAGGAGCAGAUACGACGCCGCGAAGGGGCUAAGCCACGACCCAUCUUGAAGGUAUCGUCGUCACAGGAGUCAAGUGAACUGGGCGCAUAUCGGGGUGUAGAAAUUGUAUGUAGACGCGACGGGCGCGUUAGCUUCGGAGAGACAGGUACCCCAUCAACCGCCACCGAGGAAGUGGUCCGAGGCAUCCGCAGAGGGCUUCUUUCGGCCGAAUCCGUCGACUCUGUUUGCUCUCUUCCCACCGUCGCCACUUUCGAAAGAGAUCACUCCAUGUUGGACAAACGUUGUGUCACCAAAACUGGCAAUAAGCAUGGCUUGGACGGGCCCGAGGAAAUACCAGGCUUGACCAAGAAAUUGAAGGUCGUGUCGGACCUGACCACGCCUGAUAUCGACGCUUCUCUCACCUGACUCAUGAGGGGAAAGGGGGACACUGGCGCGAACUGGAUGUGGUGAGCUGCACACAGAUGCGCAGAAGGGUCCGAGACAUAUCACGGAGGGA